GACCCAUUUCGUCUGUUACAACAAGUGGGUGAUUCUCGCAAACUUUUUUUCAUAAAGCUUUCACCUACAAGUACUGAGACGUCUGCACAACUGGGCAAUCAACCUGAAUUGUCCAUGAUCUAUGCCAAUUGUGCUAAUUAAACCGACCAGCAGCAUAUUCUAUAGACGAUUUGGUCUGAUCUCGAACACUUGUUCCAAACUCCUUGUCACCUCUCCACUACCACUCCAAUUCAAGCCAUUCGGCUCAAAGUUUCACUGCCAGCAACACAGAGGCAUGAAAGCCUAUCUACAGGUCAUUGGAGGUGUCAAUAAGGAACGAGCACCUUCAUUGAUAUUACACUAUGAUAAUCAACGAUACAUGUUUAACUGUGGCGAAGGUACUCAGCGACUAUGCGUCGAAAACAAGCUCAAACUCGCCAAAAUGAAAAAUAUAUUUUUAUCAAGAGUCGAUUGGGAUUGUGUUGGUGGUCUUCCUGGUAUGCUGCUCACUCUAGCGGAUGGGGGCAUCAAAAAUAUUUCGUUGCAUGGACCUAAAAAUUUGACACAUUUUAUGGUCUCAACGCGACAUUUUGUGUAUCGCACUAGCAUGUCUGUGGAGACACAUGAAUUCCAACAUGAUAGCGACUUGUUUCAGGACGAAAAUCUGAGAGUUGUACCCGUCAUUGCAUAUCCAACCUCGUAUGUGCCCGAGCUUGAAGAUAAGGAUUCCGUCUUAAAGAAUCAAGAGCCCUCUCAGAGAAAAAGAGCUUUGUCAAAAUCUGGCUCCUCAAGUGACGAAAGUGAUUCGGAUUUGCAACAAUUGUCACCACGAGCGCAACAAAAGUACAGAAAGAAAGUUUUGACAAAAAUGUUCGUACCUUCAUCGCCAGGAAAUAACGAUCAUCUGAGAAAAAAAGGAGCUGGCUAUAUACUCCAGGAACAAAAGCAGAGUGAAGACUUAGCGAACGCUGCUAACGCGAAAGUCUAUCAACCGGCAUCAGACGAAUCUCAAGCAAUUGUUCAAGAAAUAGGCGAGGAUGUCCAACCUCCUCGAAAAAAGCCUACUGUGCAACAACAGCAAAAUGCAAACCGAACGCGGUAUAUGAAUCGAAGGCUACCUAGCACCAAGCCCAUACCAGCUGCUAUAUCAUAUAUUUGCCGUGGACCAGAAGUGAAGGGAAAAUUUAACAAGGCUGCUGCGGUUGCAUUAGGCAUAAAACCUGGCCCAAUGUACGGAAAGCUGCAUCGUGGUGAAAGCAUUACUUUAGAUGAUGGUACAGUGGUCACUCCAGAUCGAGUUUGCGACCCACCAAUACCUGGUCAUGUUUUCAUCGUCGUGGAUUGUCCUUCCCCUGAAUACAUCCGAUCACUGACUUCUUCUAGCCUCUUUUCGGAGCAUCAAGGCGCAGUAAAUGGUAGCAGACUUUCUGUCAUUGUCCAUAUGUUGGGUAAAGACGUAUUAGAGAAUCAGCAGUAUCAAGAGUGGAUGAAUACAUUUCCCUCAAAUGUUCAGCAUAUCAUCGGUAAUCAAGAAUACAAUUCACAUCCAGUGUUGUUCGACAGCCAUGCAUUGAGUCAAUUGAAAUUAUCAAGGCUCAACAAUGAGAUGUUCCCAAUUCCUUGGUACUCCAAUUCGCCUGAAAAAGAUCUCACUGAGAUACCUGCUCUUCCAAAACUUUCUCAUCCAAUGGAGAAUUUGUUACAGUUUGAUUUAGAGCCAAAGCCCAAGUUGCAAAAGUUGCAAAACAAGCUUUUUGACCAUAUCGACCCUAAUAGCGAAGCAAAUCAAGCUGUGGAAGGCUUAACAGAAUAUCUGGCUGACGCCAACGAGGCCAAGCAAGCUAUCAUGGACGUAGAUAGCGCAGAUGAUGCUCCUGGAGCAAAUGUAGAAAUCACCACUCUAGGAACCGGUAGCUCUGUGCCUUCCAAGUACAGAAAUGUGAGUGCAACAUUAGUGGAGAUUCCAGAUAGUGGGUCGAUCUUAUUGGACGCUGGCGAAAAUACAUACGGGCAGAUGCUAAGGAUUAUGGGACGAGACGGCAUCGACAAGGCUGUCAAUAACUUGAAGGCUAUCUUUGUUUCUCACUUGCAUGCGGAUCAUCAUCUUGGCGUUGUUCAUAUAUUGGCGAAGUGGUCUGAGCUGAACCGAGGUAAUGAUCAAAAAAUGUAUGUCGUGUCUCCAUGGGCAUUCAAGCUAUGGUUGGAAGAAUAUAGCGACGUUCAAGAUUUUGGGAUCAAGAACAUAAUCUUUAUCAACAACGAGGAUGUACUAUACGAUAAAGAAGUCGAACCAAGAGCAAAGCAAAGACUGGAAAACAUGCAGGGUGCGCUAGGCUUAGAAUCAUUAAAGACAGUACAUGUAAUUCACUGUCGGUGGGCAUAUGGUGUAUCGCUGAAGCACAACUCAGGCUGGAAGCUUGUCUACUCUGGUGAUACUCGACCAUGCCCGAAACUUGUCGAGGUUGGCAAGGACGCUACAGUUCUGCUCCAUGAAGCUACCUUAGAAGACGACAUGGUUGAGGAAGCCCUUGCCAAGCGACAUAGCACGACGAAAGAAGCGGUUCAAAUAGGGCAAGAAAUGAACGCCAAGUAUACGCUUCUCACUCAUUUUAGCCAACGCUAUCCGAAGAUUCCAGUAUUUACAGACGCUCAUAAUCAGGUUGGAAUCAGCUUUGAUAUGAUGCGCGUCAAGAUAAGGGACCUGCCUACGCUACCAAAGUAUGUCAAGGCGCUCCAGACUUUGUACAAAGACACCGAAAAGGAGGAAGUAGAAGAUUUAGGAUUAUAAAAGCAAAAAAAUUCAGUUUAGACGGCAGAUGAUAAAAUUUUCCAUUGCCAAAUUCAUCAACCUUGAGACGUUUGUCAUGCCAGUACUUUUUUUUUAAACAAUGAACUGAUGUGCGCUUUAUCAGGUGCAGCUUAAAAGCAGC
This is a messenger RNA of Umbelopsis ramanniana AG, 2909 nucleotides long. RefSeq lists its product as uncharacterized. Gene Ontology annotation, cellular component: mitochondrion. The transcript has 11 exons. Gene Ontology annotation, biological process: mitochondrial tRNA 3'-end processing. Gene Ontology annotation, molecular function: 3'-tRNA processing endoribonuclease activity. NCBI's taxonomy places the organism in Eukaryota, Fungi, Mucoromycota, Umbelopsidomycetes, Umbelopsidales, Umbelopsidaceae. The coding region runs from base 122 to 2767 and encodes 881 amino acids. The record is from RefSeq and is a predicted model, not a curated record.